GCUCACAAGUCCUAACUCAGCCAAGGUCGUCACCACCACUGGCCGCCCAUGGCUGCACCUCCAUGGGUUCACCUUCUGCUAGUCCUGGUCGUCUUUGCUGCGUGCGGCGCCAACCCACUUGUUGAAGGCGGCCUGCGUCCAUCUGUAAUCUCUUGCUCAACAGCCGGCAACUAUAGCGAUGGAAGCGAGUACCACAAGAAUCUCUACAACCUCCUGUUGGCGAUCCCCAUGGGCGCCGCCAAUAACGGUGGCUUCUUCAAUGGCACGGUCGGCGCAGAGGUUGAUGAGGUCUUUGGCCUCUUCAUGUGCUACGCCAGCACCGCAGACUCUGCGUGCCUGGACUGCCUUAUCCAUGCGCCCGAGGGAAUCAGGAAGUUGUGCCCGCACAGCCGAACGGUUCGUGCUGUCUAUGGUGCCUGCACCCUCCGGUACUCCAAUGAGUCGUUCUUCUCCGUCGCCGACCUUGCCAUCGUGAACCAUGUGCAACAAAUCCCUGAUGAUGAAGACACUCUUGCAGCAUAUGUCGUCGAUACUGCUGGCAUGAGUCGCACAAGGCUCGAGCUUCUUCGUCGGCUCACGGAGAGGGCCGGGCUAGCGGCUGGGCGGGUUGCUGAGGACAAUCAACGGUUCAACGAUGCACAAUGGAUGUACGGGGUGGCGCAGUGCACAAGGGACCUGCCGGCAAGCGAGUGCACGCGAUGCCUCUCCAACUUCACGGAUCAGCUGCCGCGACUGUUUCCGAACAACAGCAGAGGUGAAAUCAAGGGAUACAGUUGCUACCUGUCUUACUACAUCAUCACCCAAGAGCCUAAGGCUUGGCAGCUAAAGAGGGAGCGGUACAGCGAGAUUUAUGAGAGGAGGAUGGCGGCCGAGGAGUCAGACCGCAGUAAGGAGCGCCAAAAACGACGACGGCGACUGCGACGCAAAGUGGCUAUCAUCGUGGGCCUUGUCCUUGGCGCAGUAGCGCUCGUGCUCUGCUUGAUCGGCUUAUCUGUACGGUACAUGUUGAGCUGGUGGCAAAGGCGCAUGGCUGAGGCCAGAGUCUUCACAAGAUCAGCGGCCAAGGUCUUCACGAGAUCAGCGCUGUUGAGAGAGGUCGCCUACUUCUGCGGCAAAAGAGUAUAUCGAGACGACCUGGAGAAAGGGACUGGGCCCAGGCGAUUCACAUACCAUGAGCUCGCAGCUGCCACCGACUGCUUCUCCAGCGGGAACAAGCUAGGUGAAGGAGGCUUCGGGUCUGUCUUCCGGGGGUUCAUCACCGAUGCAAACCUCCAUAUCGCCGUAAAGAAAGUGUCCAAGAGCUCCCGCCAGGGCUGGAAGGAGUUUGUUUCUGAGGUGAAGAUAAUCAGCCAGCUCCGACAUAGAAAUCUUGUGCAGCUCCUUGGAUGGUUCAACGGUGGCAAUGACGAUGAUCUCCUGCUCGUCUAUGAGCUGAUGCCCAAUGGCAGCCUAGACGCUCACUUGUACAAGCCAGACUACCUGCUGCCAUGGACAGUUAGGUAUGAGGUCGCCCUUGGCCUUGGUUCCGCGCUGAUGUAUCUGCACCAGGAGAUGGAGCAGUGUGUCGUCCACAGGGACAUCAAGCCGAGCAAUAUCAUGCUGGACGCGUCCUUCAAAGCCAAGCUCGGUGACUUUGGGCUAGCAAGGUUUGUGUGCGAUGGCCGGGGCUCGCUCACGACGGGCGCAGCUGGGACGCUCGGGUACAUGGACCCAAGGUGCGUUCUCUCAGGCAUGGCCAGCAUGGAGUCCGACGUUUACAGCUUUGGGGUCGUACUGUUAGAAAUCGCGUGCUGCCGAAGGCCUGCUGUGGUCCGAGGCGACGAGGGAGAUGUCAUCCACCUUGUGCACUGGGUUUGGGAGGCAUACGGCGAAGGGGCCAUCCUCGAGGCAGCGGAUGUGCGGCUCGACGGUAACUUCGUCGAGCAGGAGAUGGAGCGUGUCAUGAUGGUCGGGCUCUGGUGCGGGCACCCUGACCCCAGCCUGAGGCCGUCCAUCAGGCAGGCCGUCAGCGUUCUGCGAUUGGAGACGCCACUACCGAGCCUCCCGGCGAAAAUGCCGGUCCCAGCCUACAUCAGGCCCCCACUGGCAGAUGACUCUUUUGGUUCUCUGGAGAAUACUGGCGGCAUCAGCAACGGGGAUGCCAGCAUGACCCAUUCAUCUCGAAACAAAGUUGAAUAGAUGAUCGCCAAUCUUGGCAUUUAGGUUCGUUACAGAAAAUUUGAAGUACUACUUGUAACUAAUGGAGCUACUUUAUAUAUACAUGUUUGAAGUGAACCACGCUAUUACGAAAUCUGAGGUACUUGAAAAUAAUGUAUGCAACUUGAUCAUGUAGGAAUUUUUUCCAGCAAUCGACCAUGAUGACAUGGUUGUAUUCAUUUUUGUUGGAUUCAGAUGAAAUUCGAUCCGUUAUAUGUGCAGCAA
Molecule: messenger RNA, 2421 nt
Organism: Lolium perenne
Lineage: Eukaryota; Viridiplantae; Streptophyta; Magnoliopsida; Poales; Poaceae
Product: cysteine-rich receptor-like protein kinase 24
Biological process (GO): protein phosphorylation
Molecular function (GO): protein kinase activity; ATP binding
Source: RefSeq, a predicted model, not a curated record